AUGGUGGUCUUUGUCGACUACGACCAGCAUUCGUCCGAUGACGCGCGACAUCCGAUCCUACACUCCUACAACAAGACAGAUGUCGUGGCUGUGAAGGCAUUUUACACAAAGCCCGGGCCUGGGCUGGCCUUCGAUAAUCCGAACAUAAACGCAUUUAGUCGCUGUUUGGGCUGUUACCCACGAGUUUGGACGUGGCGUACCCGAUAUGGCGCGUACCUCGGCGCAGGCUUGGGGACUGGAAUCGGCGAAGGAUGCCAGGGUGUGAAGUGCGGGAAAGGAGAGAAUUGUCUUGCCGCUCAGGCGAUUGAAUUAGAAGUAGAUCGCGAGGUGGACGAAUCAGAAAUCACCAUUCCGCAUCACCAUAAUCAUCAUCGUCAUCUUGGUGAUCGUACAGAUGGCCACACGGCAUUGCAUGGCAUUGCUGUCGGGGAAAGAAGCGAUGGCCAUCAGCAUGAUGAUGAGCCGGGGUAUCUGCGACAGGAGAUAGUCGGCAUCGGCGGGGUUGUUAAGCAAAAGGUCAAAAAGAGAGUCAUAGUAGGGGCUUGUGUGGAAGAGUACGAGGAUGAGCGUGAGACUGGCAAGUACCUGCGGCGCGAAGAAACCGGUCAGGGAUUUGGAGCAGGAACUGGCAUAAACCGAGUUUCAUAUGUUAUCCCGGCAAAGCACGCAUGA
Molecule: messenger RNA, 672 nt
Organism: Talaromyces atroroseus
Lineage: Eukaryota; Fungi; Ascomycota; Eurotiomycetes; Eurotiales; Trichocomaceae
Exons: 3
Coding region: 1-672 (223 amino acids)
Source: RefSeq, a predicted model, not a curated record